Messenger RNA from Triticum dicoccoides, 1079 nucleotides. RefSeq names its product extensin-like. The coding region runs from base 1 to 666 and encodes 221 amino acids. NCBI's taxonomy places the organism in Eukaryota, Viridiplantae, Streptophyta, Magnoliopsida, Poales, Poaceae. The record is from RefSeq and is a predicted model, not a curated record. The transcript has 2 exons.
AUGGACCGCAGCAGCAGCAGCAAUAGCGGCGGCGGCGGCGGACACAACCCGCACCUCGGCGUCAACAAGCACGGCCGGAACAUCCGCAAAGCAACGCCGCCGCCGCCUCCUCAGCAGCCGCCCCGCCCGCCGCACCCCCAGCCGCAGCCCGCCUUUCAUCGCCCCCCGCACCCGCAACACAUGCCCAUGCCUCCGCCGGGGCCCGCCUGGGCCGACUCGCCCGUCUCUGCCUACAUGCGCAUCCUCGAGAACUCCCUCUUCAGCGCCACUCCUCCCGGGGCUGCCGCGGCGGCGGCCGCUGCCGCUCAUGCUCACGCCGCGGCUGCAGCAGCAGCUGCUGGACGGGGCCCUCCGCAGCACCCUUAUCACCCGCCCCCGCCGCCGGUGCCGUCGCCUGGGAUACUCCCUUCGCCGACCGGAUUUCUCAAUUUGCUCUCGCCGACGCCCAGGUCGCCCUACCCGCUCCUCUCGCCGGGAUUCCAGCAACCCCCUCCGCUCACGCCGAACUUCCCCAUGUUGUCACCGCUGCCAGGAACAGGGAUCCUGGGGCCAGGGCCCAUGCCGCCGCCGCCUUCGCCAGGGCUAUGGUUCCCGCAGUCGCCGUCGGGGCUGCUCUCACCGUCCGGAUUCUUUCCAUUGCUGAGCCCACGGUGGAGAGAUAUGUAGCAUGCGUCAGCAGACGCCCCUGUAACAUUUGACGGUAGGGAGGUAGCUACUGUGAUGGGAAUUGGUUCAUCCGACGGAGGUGAAACAGGUGGGUUGUAGCUCUCGACACCAUUAUUUGUUGCUGUUAAUUGCUGCUGUGCGAUUAGCAUCAGUCUGUAAGGCUUCGGUAAAGGCUGUUGGUUACAUAUUUGUAAUUGUAUAACUGGGGAAAAUUUCAAUUUAUUCACUUUCUUAGCUGCAAAAGGAGGACAGUAAGAACUGGGAAUGUUGUAGUGUAGAUUCUUGAGUGGCUAGGCUUGAAACAUGUAAUUGUAAUUUUAGUUCAAGAAAGAUGAGUUCUUUCUGACAAAUAUUUCGCUCAUGAUUGCUGUUGGUAUGCCUAUUCAGGGAACAUAAAUAUUUCCCCCCCUUUU